This is a messenger RNA of Helicoverpa zea (corn earworm), 497 nucleotides long. RefSeq names its product chromosome transmission fidelity protein 8 homolog. Lineage: Eukaryota; Metazoa; Arthropoda; Insecta; Lepidoptera; Noctuidae. Gene Ontology annotation, biological process: mitotic sister chromatid cohesion. The coding region runs from base 121 to 462 and encodes 113 amino acids. Gene Ontology annotation, cellular component: Ctf18 RFC-like complex. The record is from RefSeq and is a predicted model, not a curated record. The transcript is spliced from 2 exons.
AGAGUUCAGCUGUUUCUGUUUUGUUUAUAAAAAACGUCCAAGGAAGUUUAUAACUUUCGUAUUAUUGUUGAUUACCGUAGUGCUUCAAGCAGCAUUGCAGUAUACAUUAGCAGCCUGAAUAUGCAAAUAUAUAUAGACUGUAACAACAAUGACGGCGGCGGAACUCCUGAAUGGGCGAUAGUCGAGCUUCAAGGCCUUGUCCAAACGAAGAAGGACGGAAUCACAGAGGCGACAGUCGUCGGCGACUUGCAUUAUUACAAUAGAAACAAGCACCCUGUCUUAGUCCUCGGUCAUCACAUACUUAAUGGCAAAGAACAAAAAUUGGAGCAGCCAAUGGCGGUCAUUGAAAAAGUCACAGAAGGAGACAAGACAGCUUACAAAGUAAAGGCUAUCGUCAAAAAGAAAUUAUUAUUCAAAUCUAGACCUAAGCCUAUAAUCUCCAAUGUAGCAGAAAAGGUGUGAUUUGUUAUGUACCUAAUAAACGAAGUUAACCACAA